AUUUUUAUUCAGUUGCGAUUUAACAUUCGAUUUGAUAAAACGUGCUUGUUGUUGUAACGCGAAUAUUUUUGCUUUUGGAUAUUUUUCAAAUAAUAUAAAAAAAAAUACAAAUAAAAUUUAUUGUUUCAAAACAAAACGCACCCGGUGUGUAAGUCUGUUUAAAAUAUAAAAUCUAUUUUGGAAAUUGACCAAUUUUUCGGCAGUGUUUUUAUAAAAAAUAAAACAAUAGUUUAUCUUUUUUCCAAAUUUAAAAAAGAAUUAUUAAACAUAUGAAAUUGCUAACGCAUUGAAAUAAUCAAAAGAAAUUUCAAGUGAGUUGUGUUAAACAAAAAUAUCUGAAAUUUAAACUAAAAAAAGUUUUAAAUUGUUAAAAAAUCAACAUACUGAAAUUGUGUUUUAAAUUAAAAGAAACAUCAAUACUACGAGUACAUUUCCAAAUAGAGAAGAGGAGGUUCACGUUUUUCAUUAUCAUUAACAGCAUUUACGUUAACGUUUCUGUUUUUUUUGCUUCAUCUUCGUUUUUAUCGUAUUGUCGCUGGUUGGAAUAUCAGCAGAAGCUAUUAAAAGAUAAAGAGCUGUAAAAUACGCCACUACCAACCAACAACGCAUUUAUAAUUAGAAUUUAACAAGCUGAACGGAAUACAAGAACAACAUCCUUCUGCCAAUAUUCAUAAGUACGUUCGUUCGUUUCUCAGUCGUCAGUCAUUCGUUUAAGGACAUUAGAAGAAGGGUUACAGUACUCCAGCCACUAACCUUUACCUACAUAUCUACCAGCCAAGCAUUUCUGUAAAGGAGAAAAACUGAACACUGAAAUUUAUUUUCAAAUACACUCUAGAAAACAAAAACAAAAGAAUAUAUUUGCAUAAUUGAAGCUUAAGAGUGUGAAGAGUGUGUGUUUUUGAGAAAUAGAUGAAGUAGAGAGGAAAAAGCUAAAUUUGGAAAUAUUUUGCCCAAGAAAGUCGACUAAAUAUAAUCUCCGAAAUAAUAGAUAUUCAUAUGCACAGAUAUUGGAAUCAAUAUUAAAACAAAAAGAAAAGUUGUUUCCAAGGAACAUUAAUUUCUUUGCGGUGGUCUUUUCAAAGUGAUCAUGCAACAAAUAUUCAAUUUAGACAGCACACAUCAAUCAAAUUUAUAUUAUUGUUAAAUUGAAACAACAAACCCAACAAGGAAUCACAAGAAAACUGAAUAAACUAUUUCUAAGGAAAAAAAAAUAGUAAUCAGCAGAACCCACAACAAAAAAUAUUAUAUAAUUAAACAAAAAAAAAAGAACAAAUAAAACAAAAGCAAUAUGAAGUUCUUAAUAUUUCUAUUCUUAGCUUUAGUUCUUCACUUAGCAUGCGGUCAAUAUCAUUCUUCCAGCGCCUCUGCAGGCGUUAAUUUCGAAAAUUUAUCACCCUCACAUGCAGCGGGCGGUGCCAUGGCCCAAUCUCAAAGCGAUAACAGACCACGUCAACGCCGCAUGUAUGCCAUGUGUCCGCCCAAUUUCCAACGCAUUGGCCAAGAAUGUUUUACGUAUCCUCAGCAGCACAGCAGCUGGCUGGAGGCUCACUUCUUUUGCAAAGACAAAAAUGCCCGUCUAGCGGAACCGGAAAAGUAUUCAGAUCGAAAGUUAAGGGAAUUUUUACUAAAAUAUGAUGCGGAAUCGGGAGAUAAAGAUCCCAUUUGGAUUGGUGCCACCUACGAUUAUAUGAACAAUAUUUGGCAGUGGAGUAUCAGUGGACGCAAUUUGACUUAUAAUGCUUUUAGUAAAAAAUAUUACGAAAAAAAUACAAAUAUGGAUAAUCAAUGUGCCGUAUAUGAUCCUCAACUAAAAUACAGAUGGUCGUCACGUACUUGCGUGGAUAAACAUCGUUUUAUAUGCCAACACAAAAUGCCUAAGGUUAGUGAAAAUAAUCGUCAUAAGGUCUAUCAUCGUUGGAAUGCCACCUAUCCCAAUCAAUACGCUAAUGAAGUGAUUUUGGAAGUCAUCGAUCACAGAGGAAAAGGAAGAUACAACCGUCGUGUCAUAGCCGAAGGCAGUAAUGAAGAAAUGGUAGUGCCCACAAGACCAAGAAACCGUCAAAAUGGACGUCGUCGUCCCCGUCCCACAUCGGCCAGUCUACCACAUGAAAACGAUGUCAACUAUCAACCCCAACCCAGCGCCCAUCCCAACGACAUUCAACAACAGUACAAUCCUACAGCACAUCCUCGAUUCCGUGCCUCCACUUUUGUGCCCGCCUCAUCGACCAACAACAAUGAUAAUGAAAUAGCAGCACCUAGGGAUGUCAUCACUCCUGUGCCAGAUAAUGGCGAAAGAAAGUCCCAUAAACGCACCAUGCAAGAUCGUAAAUUGCAAAGACAAAGAGAGAAGGAACUAAAACGUUUACAACGCAAAAAGGAAAGGCAAGAGAAGAUGCGACGUGAAAAAGAUGAACGUAAUGCGAAACUGCGUUUAGAAAGAGAACAGCAGAGACGCAAAAUUAAGGAAGAGAAGCUAAGAAAACGCGCCCAAGAAAAGGAAUUGGAAGAAUUGCGCCUAAAAGAAAGUGAUCAAGCAAUAGAGAGACGACGUCAGCAGGAGAGACAGGACAUACAUAGACAAGAAAUCGAGAAUUUACGUCGCCAGAAAGAAACCGAGGAAAGAAAACAUCUGGAAGACCAAGAAGAAGAGCGCAGAAGACAGGCCUACUUGCAAAAUCUUAAAGAAAAGGAAGAACAGGAAAGAGCCAGAAAGGAGGAAAUACAAAGGCUUGAUAGAGAACGACAACACGAAGAAGAACAACGAUUAAAAGAGGAACGUAAAGUACUAGAGGAAAGAAAACGCAAAGAAUACGAAGAGAAAUUAAAGCAGGCCGAAAACGAAAGAGCUAGACAAUUGGCCGAGGAGCAGGAACGUAAACGUUUACAAGAUGAAGAAAAUCGCAGGCGUUUAGAGGAAGAGGAAAAACAAAGACAAGCCGAUCUCAAGAAACAAUUGGACGAGGAAGAAGAACGUUUGAGAUUGAAACGUUUGGAAGAGGAAAGAAUAGCCGAGGAAAAAGAAUUAACACGUCUAAGAGAAGAGCAAAGAAAACGAGCCGAAAUACAACGUAAACGCGAAGAAGAAAUAGCUCGCCUGGAAGCCGAACAAAAACGUAUCGAAGAGGAAGAGGCACACAUUAAGGAAGAAUUGGAAGAAUCCGAACGCCAGGCUAAAUUGCAGCACGAGGCUGAAAUCAGAAAAGCCGAGGAAGAAGCACGUGCCAAAGAGGAUGAACGAAAACGUGCCGAAGAACAAGAAGAACGCGAGCGACAGGAUAAAUUGAGACAAGCUAAACUGAUUGAAGAAUCCAGAAAGCUCCAAAACAAAGAAAAUUUAUCAACGAAUCUUAAAAACAGAUUGGCCUCCCUACCACCAGAGUUGCGUUUAGAAUUUUUGGAAAAACGCAAACAAAGGAAAAGGGAAAAAUUGUUAAGACAACAACAAGCUGAAAGUACGAAUAACGAAGCCUAACUUAAUAAAGAACUUACUAAUCCUUCCGUUCAUACUAUCUCUCUCUAAUUUUAAACUCUCUCGCUUACACCAAAAGCAGCAGCAGCUGAACCAGCUGCCACCACAGCAGUAAAGAAGAGCAAUUUUAAAAGCAAAUUUAUACAUUUGUUUACUCUCUUGAUUAAGCCACAUUUAAGAGAGCUUUAAAAACAAAUAAUUUAUUAAUUUAUAAAGAAAAAUUAAAAACACAAA
This is a messenger RNA of Calliphora vicina (urban bluebottle blowfly), 3703 nucleotides long. It is a transcript of the gene rgn, whose product is annotated as regeneration. The transcript has 10 exons. The coding region runs from base 1289 to 3472 and encodes 727 amino acids. The record is from RefSeq and is a predicted model, not a curated record. NCBI's taxonomy places the organism in Eukaryota, Metazoa, Arthropoda, Insecta, Diptera, Calliphoridae.